UUACUCAUUUAUAAACUUGUAAUAAAAUAUUAAGAUGGAAUAUAUGUGUAUUUAAUGUAUGUAUGUGUGAAAUACUUUAUAGUUAUUAAUCUAAUCACUUUUGUGCUGUUUUAUAGACUCUCUGAUAACAAAUAAAUAUUUCAUUUUCUUCACUGUCUUCUAAAAUUUACUGAACAUUGAGGUUUUUAAAUGAAUAUGUCCUGUAUGAAACACACAUACUACUUGUUUUACUAUAAUUCUGUCCAUUUAAAUCAGUCCACAUGUGAAUCAAGAGUUGAAUAAAUUAAAUUAAAUAAAAUACAUUAAAAUAAGUGAUUGUUGAAGCACGUGCGUGUUUAAAGGUUCAGCGUGUGUGUUGAUACUGACACAGGAAAUUCAGUCAGUAUAUGAAGUUACAGACUGUUCACACGACACACUUUCACACGGUUUCAAAUCAGCAGCAGCUCAGGACUUGAGAUCAAUAAAUACAAAUCAUUUUAUGCAUGUAAAUACUAACGUGUACAAGAGUGUUUCAGACAGGAUUGUCUGUUACUGAAGAGAUGGACAUGGCAGAGAAAAUAAUUAUUUUCUGUUUUCUGUUAGAAGGUGUUUGCUGUGGAGAUUUCAACAUCUAUCUGCCAGAGAAGAUUAAAGCUCUCAGUGGAUCUUGUGUGAUCAUAAAGUGCAGAUUUGAGAUUAAAGAAGAAUUUGACAAAGACCUCACCGAGAGAGCUACAGGAGUGUGGUUCAAAGAUGGGACUGAAGCGAACAAAAAUGUAGUGUUUAACUCAAGGACAUCAAGCAGAAACUUCUUAAUUAGAGGAAAUAUAACUGGAAAAUUAAAAGAUAAGGACUGCACCACUGUAUUUUAUGACCUCAGAUCAAAUCACAGUGGUCGGUAUUUAUUCAGGAUUGAGGGUGAAGGUAAACUGAAAUAUACCUAUAGACAAGCCAAUGUUUCAAUAGAUGUGAUUGAGUCUCCUCCCAAACCCAGAGUGCAGCUGUAUGUGGAGCAGAAGGAGGUGCAGGGUCAGGAGGAGGUGUUGGAGGUGUUGGAGGGGAGCUCUGUGAGUCUGCGCUGCUCUGCUGAGACUCUCUGCUCCUCUCCUCCACCAACUCUCACAUGGAGCUCCACUCCCAGAAUCCCCCUCAGUGAGAGCAGCAGACUACAGGAGCUCAUCUCUGAUCUGAACUUCACUGCUACUCACUGUGAACACGGAGUCACUUUCACCUGCACUAUAACCUACCAGCUACAGGACAAGACCAAAACAGAACAGGACAGCAUCGCACUACAUGUUCAGUGUUUGAAUCAUUUCUCUUUGCUGAUUGGAGUUGUUGUUGUGGCUCUGGUGAUCAUGUUGUUAAGCACCAUUACAUGCAUCUGUGUACGAUUGUCCACUAAGCAGAAGGCUCAGAAUGAGGCAGUAGACACAUAUGCUUCUCUUCAGCUCUCUGCUCCAGUCUCUGAAUAUGAGACUUUGAACAUUAAGCAACAAAUACACGUCUGAUCUCCUCCUCUGUCUUCCUCUGUCAGCUGUACUUUCAGGAUUUUAAAAAUACACAUUUCCAUUAUGAAAGACUUAUAAAAAACAAUGUUUCAUAUCUGAUACAUACAACACGAAGACCAAGCUUCACUACCAGAGAAAUAAACUAUUUUGACAUUUGAUUGGAGCUUAAAGGGGGGGUGAAAUGCUCGUUUUCACUCAAUAUCCUGUUAAUCUUGAGUACCUAUAGAGUAGUACUG
Carassius auratus (goldfish) is the source of this 1723-nucleotide messenger RNA. RefSeq names its product myeloid cell surface antigen CD33-like. Gene Ontology annotation, cellular component: plasma membrane. Lineage: Eukaryota; Metazoa; Chordata; Actinopteri; Cypriniformes; Cyprinidae. The record is from RefSeq and is a predicted model, not a curated record. The transcript is spliced from 6 exons. The coding region runs from base 540 to 1487 and encodes 315 amino acids. Gene Ontology annotation, molecular function: sialic acid binding. Gene Ontology annotation, biological process: cell adhesion.